Molecule: messenger RNA, 1150 nt
Organism: Cucumis sativus (cucumber)
Lineage: Eukaryota; Viridiplantae; Streptophyta; Magnoliopsida; Cucurbitales; Cucurbitaceae
Product: probable ATP synthase 24 kDa subunit, mitochondrial
Exons: 7
Coding region: 155-877 (240 amino acids)
Biological process (GO): pollen development
Source: RefSeq, a predicted model, not a curated record
GAUGACUCCCCCGAACCAUUUCAAGUAGUCUUCCCCUCCGGUUCCCAUAUUCGCCUCCAGGGCUUUCUCUUCGCAUAUAAUCUCACUCCCAAUUCUCAAUCCAUUUCUUCUAUUCAUCGAAGCAUCUCAUCGAAGGCGCAAGCUUAGCUCCACCAUGGCUCUCUCUUCUCGUCUAUUGUCCAAAUCCAAGCAGGUGCUUGGCAGUCAAAGUAUUUUACACCAGGGGCAUGCUUUUCCUGUUCGUCAUUUUGCAAAAGAGGCUGCUCCGCCCGCUCUCAAAGGAGAUGAAAUGCUGAAGAACAUAUUUUUGGAAGUGAAAAAGAAGUUUGAGACAGCAUUGGCUGUUUUCAAGAAAGAGAAGAUCACAAUUGAUCCAGAUGAUCCUGCUGCUGUAGCUCAAUACGCUAAGGUCAUGAAACUGGCGAGAGAGAAGGCAGAUCUAUUCUCAGAAUCACAGCGAAUCAAAUACACAAUUCAGACAAGAACCCAAGACAUCCCUGAUGCUAGAUCAUACUUGCUGGCACUGAAGGAGAUCCGGAUUAAGAGAGGUCUCAGUGAUGACCUUGGUGCAGAAGCUAUGAUGUUUGAUGCUCUGGAGAAGGUUGAGAAAGAAUUAAAGAAACCUCUCUUGAGGAAUGAUAAGAAAGGAAUGUCUGUUCUUAUGGCCGAGUUUGACAAAAUCAAUCAAAAGCUUGGUAUUAGGAGGGAAGAUCUGCCCAAGUACGAGGAGCAGUUGGAACUUAAAAUUUCCAAGGCUCAACUGGAAGAGAUGAAGAAAGAUGCUCUUGAGGCAAUGGAAACUCAAAAGAAGCGUGAGGAGUUUAAAGACGAUGAAAUGGUGGAUACCAAGUCGUUAGACGUGAGAAACUUCCUGUAGAUUUUCAAAGCUAUUUUCAUUUGUUUUGUGGUUGAGAAAAAUCUGUCAACAGAACUGAUUCGGCUGUUUAUGAACACCGGGAUACAUCUCUUUAGCUUUAAUAAGAAAAGCACCUCUGAUGUUGGGAGUGCAUCAUUUGGCUGAUGUGUGUUCCAACUCGUUAUUUUUAUUUUUUCUUUUUGUAAUUCAUCCUACCAUGUUACGUUGCCAGGUGAUAACUGGAUGGAUAUUGACAAGAAAUUUUCAUUCGAUCAUUUGGCUGAGUGUUUCCCA